AUAUUUUCUGGUUUAAAUCUCUGAUCAGGGGGUAACUCUAACAGAACAAAAAACUGAGGCCAAAUAGAAAAUGAUGUGCUUUCAAAGAGUUGAAUGCCAUCUGUGUACCACAUCAUAGAUAGAUUAUUAACAUCAGACAAAAAACCCUUUAAAGCAUCCUGAUAUACUCCACCGUCUAUAAUAUCUUCUAUGCCAUUCUCAUUAAUUUUGGACCGAGUCUGGCGGUACUUCAGUGCUUCUACAAAAUCUGGCCGCUCAUAGAGUUUUUGUAGUUGAUCAGCCAAUGAGAAAUGGACGAAAAAAUGCACUUUCCUUUUAGGGUUUUUGCACUGAUCACACAAAUCUUCAGCAGACACCCUGGCCCUCCAGCAUAUGUUGCAGUAAUAGGACAGUUCAAAGGGAGACUUUAAAUAAUCUAAGUGUUCGAAUAGUUUGUCAGUUCUCUUCACUAGAUUAUUUUCAGCUGGACAGUGGAUAUCUAUGAGUGCUAAUAACUGCCCAAGACCUACACCUGUCAACUUCUGCGCCUGGGCAAAAGUAAGAAUAGACAUGAUACUUUCAUGUACUGAUAGGCGACUGCCUGGGUAGAUUCUGUCACUUCCGGUAGUUGCUGAAUCAAUUGGUUCAUUUGGGAUGUCAUCUGCACUAUCUUCGGGUUGAAUAAAGUGGGCAUGUUUGGUGAUAAAAUCUUGGUCUUGCACAUAAUUCUCAGUAUGGCACUGAACAAACUGGCCACCUUCAUCCCCCAUGCCACUGAACCCUAAAAUAAAAGCACAAUAGAAAUUAAUUGAGACAUAGUAAUAAAUUGUUGUUAUAGCUUUCAGCACUCUAAAAUUAAUCAUUUAAAUUUACCAUCACAUUUAGUCACGCACCUUUGCUAAGAAAUUCCUUGAAUGAUGGGAACAGUGUAGAGAGCAUAUCAUGAGUGUCUUGCAACUCUGGAAGAACAGCUUGAGAUAAAGCUGAAAACAACAAUAUAAUUAGGAAACCUUUAAAGUAUGUGAAAACUUUAAGUAAAUAAAGCUACAAGACACACACCUGGUUCGACUGCUGUCACCUGGGGACAUUGCUCAGUUGACAAAAAUAAUUCAUCCUGGGUAAGGUUGUGCUCUGUAAGGAUUUCAGAAGAUUAAAAAUGUUAGUUAUAAAUUCACAACUCUAAAAUACGAUCAAAAACUGGGGAAAAGGUCAUUAAAAAAAACAAACUCACCUGUGCACGGUGUAACAGUUUGAGUAGGAAGCUGCUUUGCUCUUUUACCAUAAGAGGUGGUCGGUGUGCUAGUGACAUCCAAGCAUGUAGGUGCAGAUUCACACUUCUUACUCUGGAAAUUUGCUUUUGAUGGUUCAAAUGUUAAGGCCUUAAAUUCCCCUGUUUUUUAAAAAAACGUACAAAUUAAAAUUUUGACACUAAUGCUGUUUACUUAUCCUAUUUUUAAAUGAACUACUUGUUAUGUCAUGACACUAAUUCGUAGAAUAGAAAACUUACCAGAAAGAAAUGAUUUGGUGCUAAAAUCUGAUGAUAGAUGAGGGAAACCUUCUGCCUGAAAGCCUGGCUGAGGGGGAAUGUCCAGGACUGGAAUAUCCACGACUGGAAUACUGGGGGGCUGGGCUCUGUCUAGCUCCACACCGUCGGAUUCCGUAUCCGCCCUUUGCUCAUCACUGGAAAUACAAAGAAUAUCAACAUUUGCUGUCAGACGAUACCAGAACAUGGAGCAGAUGUUAGGUUAGGUUGACUCGAGAGCAUAGCUAGUAAGGGCGUGAAACAAAAUUUGGUAUGCUGACUUCGUAAAUACAAGUGUAAGGAAGGCAGCAAAGUGCGACGAAACAAAACUUUCAGUCAACACUCAGAAUGAUGGCGAAAAAACUUGUUUUUCUGCGAGAUUAUGUCAUUUGAAAGCCAGCCCGAGCCGGCCUUUCCAACCAACCCUCGCUUUCAACUUGGUUUUUACAAAGUACUAAAACUUACCGAACAGUCGUCUCUGAAGCUCGCUUCUGUCCUCGUCUGAGGUCAUCACCAUGAUGCAUUUUCGCGAAACGUUUGUUAUUUUUUAUUAAAAAUUAAGAUUUAGCAGAAGUUUUAUGAUUACGACACAAUCAGGUCUAAUCAGGUUCAGGCAGGUACAAUCGCACCAACCACACACCACGCAGCGUGCGUGCAACCACGGCUAGUAGCCACAGGAACCUCAACCCAUAUCUCCGUAAAGAAAAACAUUUUAAUAAAUUAUUUUAAAUCGGCUCAAGGACUACAGGUGGAUAUUUCCUAUGCAAAUGUAAGGUAAGUCUGACUCUUUUAUUCUUCGUGUUGGCACCAUGUAUGUAUGGUCCGGAAAUACAGCAGACCCUGUUUACAUUUGAAGUUCAUUUCAUUUCCUAUGCAAACUACUGUGUCGAUGGCGUAGAACUUGUGUAGGUAAUAUUUCGGCGCUUACUGAAAAAUCGUUAAACAUCGUCAUUUUUGUAGUUUCUCAAGAUAGUCCGCGUACCUUGCUUGAUUGGAAUUCAUGCUAAAUCGUAAAUUAUCACUGUAAAGUAAUCCGUUUUACACAUAGUUUUUGCUCGCCCUAGAAUGGCACCUAAACGUGGUUUACGUGGGACGUUCUUUUUGGGGUUCCACAAAAAGCCCCACCCUGCUGCCUAUGUGUAUCGACAAGAUGUGAUUGAUGGCGGAAUACCCAAAAAUGGAUUGACAGUCGGGAGCACGGUGAACAUCCGACCGGGCCGGCAACGUACCACGACAAGUGUCGUCGUGCUUGACGUAGGUACCAAAGUGAUGCUCGAUCGUCUGAAGGUGGACAGUAAAGGCGCCGUGUAUAAGCCAGGUGACGUUCUGCCGCCAGAUGUGGUGGGAACACCCCACUAUGAGAAGCAAAAGGAAAAGGCGAACUCCUUGGAGGCCCUACGAGAGAGGCACCUUCAAUUAGUUGCCCAGGGUAUUGCUAGUGAAGACCAAACACCUGUGGUACCCCCCAAGGCUGUGGUGAAGCGACUACCCAAACGGCUCAAAACUGAUGAGAUGGUGGCCCUCCAAAAUAAACUCGACAAUUUACCAUGUUUUUCACAGCAGCCUGGUGAUAUUCCUCUGCUUACUGGCUCUACAGUCUACUUAAAUGGAGGUUCUCUAAACUUUCUAAAGGGGGACCUGGCUGGGAAUCCAACAUCCCUCUUCCGAAAAAUUUUAGACUUGUGUCUGGGAGACUUGGCAGGGGAUCCAGGGCUGUGUGCCACUGCUAGUGGUGCAAAACAGAGAGGAAAAGUGAUGGUGAAAGCUUCCAUCUCCGAGGGUGCCUAUGGAUAUUGUACUCUUAACUGCUGUGUAAGCUGUGAUUUUGAGCCAUCUUACGUCUUAAGAACGUAUCUAACCAAACGGCAGGGACAACUGAAAAGUGGGUAUUCUAGUUUAAUUUUUAUUAGUUGAGGGGAACAGGACUGAAAAUAGUGUCUCUUUGAUGGGCAAGUGGGAAAUGUGGGUUGAUUUUUUUAAAGAUUACUCCAAAUUAAGAAAAAGCAU
Messenger RNA from Frankliniella occidentalis (western flower thrips), 3508 nucleotides. RefSeq lists its product as uncharacterized. The transcript has 5 exons. The record is from RefSeq and is a predicted model, not a curated record. Lineage: Eukaryota; Metazoa; Arthropoda; Insecta; Thysanoptera; Thripidae. The coding region runs from base 2567 to 3415 and encodes 282 amino acids.